Mycena citricolor is the source of this 246-nucleotide messenger RNA. NCBI's taxonomy places the organism in Eukaryota, Fungi, Basidiomycota, Agaricomycetes, Agaricales, Mycenaceae. The record is from the annotation of a GenBank genome assembly.
CGCAUAGUGCCCACACUAAGCUCUCAACUCACACAGAUCAAUAUGUCGUCCAACUCCAACAACAUCUUCAAUGCUGUCUCCAUCUUUGAUGGAAAGCACUGGCUCGUAUGGUCCGGAACUAUGGAGUCCUACCUGGAACGUCAGGGGAUCUCAUAUGUGCUGACCGAAAUGGCGCUGACCGAAGUCAAAGCUACCGAUGGCUCUGUGACCAAUGCAUCGGAGAUCAAACAAUGGAAGCAUGAUGAU